AUGAUGGAGAAACCGAUUGAAGAAGACGAAAGAAGGGAGAUUCUUGUGUCAAGAGCCUCCUCCUCUUGUAUGCAGUGGAGCCAGUGGCAGUUACUCGAUUCCAUAUUACCAACAGGAGGAUUUGCUCAUUCUUUUGGUCUCGAAGCAGCGAUUCAGACUCGGUUAGUUUCUUCCCCUGAAGAUCUUGAAACUCAUAUCGUUCAUGUGUUGGAUAACACAGCUAGCUUAUUGCUUCCUUUUGUCUACUCUGCUCUCAAAUCUCCUGAUAUAGAAACAUGGCACAAACUCGAUCAAUUACUUAACGCUACUUUAACCAACCAAGUCUCUUCAAAGGCAUCGAUUUCACAAGGAUCAGCGUUGUUUCGUGUGGCUGCUUCAGUUUUCACUGAGAUCCCAAAUUUGAAAAUGAUUAGAGACGCUUCUCUGGGUUCCAAAAAAGUAUGUUUCCACCACGCCCCUGUAUUCGGACUUAUAUGUGGCCUACUCGGAAUGGAUCCUAAAACUUCACAGAGAGCUUACCUGUUUGUAACGCUAAGAGAUGUUGUCUCGGCUGCAACGAGAUUGAACUUGGUGGGACCGAUGGGUGCUUCAGUGAUGCAGCAUCGCAUUGCCAUUGUGGCUGAAACAGUUUUAGAGAAAUGGAUGGAUCGCGAAGCUAAUGAAGCGUGUCAGACAUCUCCUUUGCUAGAUGUUGUUCAAGGUUGCCACAGUUACUUGUUUUCCAGAAUGUUUUGCUCUUGA
Arabis nemorensis is the source of this 741-nucleotide messenger RNA. Lineage: Eukaryota; Viridiplantae; Streptophyta; Magnoliopsida; Brassicales; Brassicaceae. The record is from the annotation of a GenBank genome assembly.